GUUUGGUAAAGGUGCUCUUAGGGAGGGUGUCUGGGGAGACCCACUGCACAGAAAGGCCUUCUUGGGGAGGUAAAGCCAAAGGCCCAAGAUAUGAUCAUCAGCCUUCUGGGCUUGCAGAGCCAGCUGGGAAGAUGAGGGCACAGACUCAGGAGGAGGGUUCAGCAUGUUCUAGAGAGAAGAAAACUCCCAGUACUGCCUAACCGAGAAUGGUCUUCCAACGUUGAUGAGGGAGCAUCAUUUUUCAUCCCAAGGGUUGCAAACACCUGCAAGGGUGACUCACGAGAGGAGAGGAGCCAAGGCUUUUGUCAGAUGGGAUCACAUUGUUUCCACUCUCCCUGAAGUUUUGCAGGUUGGCUGGGCUGUGCUCCAGAUGCCUUCUUACCUGGGGAUGGAAGCAGAAAGAGAGAUCCUCCAUAGGAUAUGCUAUUCUCAUUGUGGAAGACAGGAGCACCAGAGGGCUAGGAGACUUUUGGUGUUGGAACUAGCAUGCUGUCACUUCAGCCCAAAGUCCAUGGUCCAAAAUAAUUCCCACUAGAGGAGAGAAGGAUGAAUAUUUGCUUGACAAUAAUACAAUUGCCACACUAAGCCAGGAACAUGUCAGGGCUGCAGGCAGCCCAUGAGGCUGAGCCAGUCCACGGGGACCUUGGGCCUUGAGACCACCCAAAGACCUGCAGCUUCCACAUUCACGUCAGCUCAGCAGGAGCCAAGAGAAACCCUGGUACGUGGCCCUACCUCCAAGGUGGAGAUAGAUACUGAAAAGCUGCCAGAUGCCUCCUGCUCUACCCUCCCUGGAGAUGGCAAGAUGUUCGGGGACAGUCCUAAGAACUUCAUCUUGCUUGGGAAGUUUGACUCUGCAAGAACACUCAGUAACAUCCAGAACACUACCAGGGACAUUUUUGACAUCCUCACUGGUGAAAAAUAUGUGGAUCACCCCCUAUGUGAAGACUGUACUGACAAACUUUUAGAGGUGCUGGAUACUCAACUCAUUAUUGUAGACUCUGAGAACGAGCACUACAAAUAUUGGAGGGGGAGAAUAUGUGAGGAGGAGAUGAAGACACUGCAGGAGGAACUGGAGGGCCUGGAGCUGGAGGAGGCAAGGCUGGUCCAAGAGCUGAAGGAGGUGGAGAAUAAACAAGAAAGAGUUGCAGAGGAUCUUGAGGCAGCCCAGGCAGAGACUGAGAUGCUGGAACAACAGGACAAGCAGUACUGGAAGGACUACAGCAACUUGAAAUGGCAGCAACUGGAACUGCAGGAUGAGCUGAAGAGCAUGGAAAGGCAGCUGAGACAUGCCCAAAUCCAGUGGGGCAGGCUGAAGAAGACCAGUGUCUUCAGUGCCACCUUUGAGAUCAGGUAUGAUGGCCCUGUGGGCAUCAUCAAUAGCUUCAGAUUGGGCUGCCUCCCCACUGUCCCUGUGAGCUGGAAGGAGAUUAACAUGGCUUGGGGACAGACAGCUUUGUUGCUCCUUGCCCUAUCCAACAAGAUUGGGCUGGAGUUUCGGAGGUAUCAACUCAUUCCCUGUGGAAACCGGUCCUAUUUGAAGUCUUUAACAAAUGACCCUGUUGAGCUGCCAUUGUUCUGCAUCAUGAGGCAGAGCACUUGCUUGGACCUCAAGUUUGACCAGGCAAUGAUGGCUUUUUUGGACUGCAUGCAACAGUUUAAGGAAGAGGCUGAGAAAGGAAAGUGGGGUCUUUGCCUACCCUGCAGGAUUCAUGUGAAGAAUGGCCUAAUGGAGGACUCUGGAAGCACUGGUGAGUUCUAUUCCAUCAGAACAUACUUGAACACAGAGGAGCAGUGGACAAAGGCACUCAAGCUCAUGCUUAUAAAUCUUAAGUGUAGUCUCACUUGGGUUUCUUUAAGAUAUCAAGAAUGACUUCUAUGAGGGAGAGGGGAGAUUUUUUUUUACUUUAAAAUAUUUUAUUUGUGAAAAUACCAGAAGUUGUAAAAUUGAGGGAUAUAACGUGUUAUAACUCUAAAAAUGAGUGGUGACUCCAGCAUUAAUUGCUGAGAGCAAACCAAAAGCCAUUACUAUCUUCCCCUGCAUAUUUUUGUCCUCUCUUCCUUGUACUUUCCUGUUCCCUUAUUCCCCACCUGAACAAACAUCCAAAAUGUCAACAAAGACUGAAUUACUAGAUGAUCAGAUUAAUAGUACAGAAAAAAGAUCAAGAGAUGCAGAGAAGAGCACUAGGGUGGGGCCAAGGGAAGAGGUGGUAAGGAGAAAGCUAGAGUCUUCAUAAAAGUAUUUGGGCCACUAAUAUAUGUAGUAGGACUUUUGCGGGGAAUAUUCAAAUAUAUUUAUAAGUUUUUGUUGCCAUAUAUUGUGUAAACCCUUUGCAGGGAAUAUUCAAAUAUAUUUAUAAGUUUUUGCUGCCAUAUAUUGUGUAAACCCCUCCUUCAUCCCUGAAAAGCUUUCAAUAAAUUUCUAUAUGUU
This is a messenger RNA of Canis lupus familiaris (dog), 2428 nucleotides long. It is a transcript of the gene BECN2, whose product is annotated as beclin 2. The transcript is spliced from 4 exons. The record is from RefSeq and is a predicted model, not a curated record. Lineage: Eukaryota; Metazoa; Chordata; Mammalia; Carnivora; Canidae. Gene Ontology annotation, biological process: cellular response to nitrogen starvation; late endosome to vacuole transport; autophagosome assembly. Gene Ontology annotation, cellular component: phosphatidylinositol 3-kinase complex, class III, type I; phagophore assembly site; phosphatidylinositol 3-kinase complex, class III, type II. The coding region runs from base 617 to 1870 and encodes 417 amino acids.